AUGAGCGCGCCAUUGACCGCCGCUAACAAGGGGAUUUCCACGGCUGGCAAAGUCUUUUUCGGUUCGUUGUGUGCGGGUACGUUCGGUCUUGGAGUAUGGCAGACGCAGCGGUACUUUAUCAAGCAAACACUCGUGGCUCAGCGGCAAGCGGAAUUGGCGCAGGAGCCUGUGACCGAUCUCGAGGUCUUGUCGUCCUACGCUCAACCCGGGAACGGGACGGAGACCAGUUUUCGUAAAGUCCGUUUGCGAGGAACCUUCCGUCACGAUCAAGAAAUCCUCGUGGGACCUCGAGGACCUCCACCCGGGGCCUUGCCCGAUAAAGCCGGAUCGUCCGCACAAGGCAUGAGCUCCUCUCCGCAAGGGUACUUUGUCUUGACACCUCUCGUCUUGACCAAAUCCGCAAACCAAGCAGCGGCCGACGCAGCGGAAGACACUACCGUGUGGGUCAAUCGGGGUUGGAUCCCCCGGCACUUGGGCACGUCGGAACAAGCUCGCGGUGGUCGUCCCCGUCCCCAAGACGGUGGGGGACGCUAUGGUGUUUCGGCGGCACUCACGUUGGAAACCGACGCCUCGCGACGACACGGCAAUCCGCAAUACCUACAGUGGGAUCGACCUGUAGGCGAUCCCGAUGUGACCGUCACCGUUGUGGCGACUAAAACCGAAGAGCCCAGAUUUCUUGUAGCCGAGCACGAGCUAAAGACCCGACCGCCCAAACUGUUCUGGUUCGAUGCGGAAACCUUGCGAGCCUUGGUACCCGCGACGGGACAGACCGAAUCGACGCCAAUACCGAAUGCUGCGACGAACACGACGACUUCUUCCACACGACUACUACCCACUCUUGUCACGCAGGUACGGGAAGGGGACGACGUUGCCGGCGACCGCGCGAACAAAUGGCCCGUGACGGCGACGGCGGACAAAAUUGGAGAUUUCAAAGUCAGUCCAGCCGUACAUGCCGGAUACGCCUUUACUUGGUACGGAUUGUCGUUGGCCGGCCUGUACAUGACCAAGGUACUGCUCACCAAGAAACCAUAA
Molecule: messenger RNA, 1032 nt
Organism: Phaeodactylum tricornutum CCAP 1055/1
Lineage: Eukaryota; Bacillariophyta; Bacillariophyceae; Surirellales; Neidiaceae
Exons: 1
Coding region: 1-1032 (343 amino acids)
Cellular component (GO): membrane
Source: RefSeq, a predicted model, not a curated record